AUGGGUAGCAAGCAGGAGGAUUCGGUUUGGUUCCAAAAUCGCCGAGCAAAAUUUCGAAAGCAGGAGAGGCUGGCCCAGCAAAAGGCAACUACAAAUACCGCAGACACGACCACGUCUCCCAGCAUAAAAUCCGAGAACAAUUCCAGUUCGAAGACGAACCUCAACGGAAGCAAGGAUAUAAAGCCUGGAUCUCCACACUCGGGCAUCUCCACUACUCCUAAUUCUACGGCAAGCGCUAACUCCCAACAGUCUUCCAAUGGGGAUAUAAAACCAGUGAAUGGAAAUAGUAAACUACCCCAAGACGACCACAUCCCUUCGAACAACAACAAAUGGCCAUCGAUGAGUCCGCAGUCAUGCAACACAGCAUUCUUGGUUCAACAGGCGAACAAAGUUUUGUCCACGCAGCCCUCCCAUCUUCAGUCCCACGGGUCACACCAUGCAGCAGCGGCGGCCGCCGCGGCGCUUUCAUCCCCUUUCUCGUCCCUGCUGGGCGCCAGCACGGGUGCAGCUUCUUAUCUUUUAGGAGAUCAUCUCAAGCCCACUGCCAAUCAUUUGUUCUAAAAACGUUUUUAGUGACAUUUCGGGAAACGACGCUAGUCAUGUAUGUAGAUAGUGAUCGCAAAAUGUGUGCGGAUGAUAGGGAAAGGUGAAAGAGAAUUUUUAUGUACUUGUUAGAUAAACAUUUAUAGGUAGAGUUGUAAAAUACGAUAUUUGUAUCUAUAUUUUUUUUUGCAAUUGACCACUAUUAACAUCAAAACCGCCGAAGAGGAUUAUGAAAU
Molecule: messenger RNA, 779 nt
Organism: Agrilus planipennis (emerald ash borer)
Lineage: Eukaryota; Metazoa; Arthropoda; Insecta; Coleoptera; Buprestidae
Exons: 3
Coding region: 1-561 (186 amino acids)
Molecular function (GO): DNA binding
Source: RefSeq, a predicted model, not a curated record